Paramecium octaurelia is the source of this 1513-nucleotide messenger RNA. The record is from the annotation of a GenBank genome assembly. Lineage: Eukaryota; Ciliophora; Oligohymenophorea; Peniculida; Parameciidae.
AUGUUAUCUAUAAUAAUGGUGAGAUUCAUAAUAAAUUCUCAUCCUGCUUGGAACGAAUACUUAUUGCCGAUAUUAUAAAUUUAUAUAGCUUAUAUAUGGAAUUUAGACAACUUUUUUCCAACAACUACCGAAGAUCCAAAUUAUGAUUACGACACCAGCUAUGAGUACAACUGGUACUAUGGAUUUCAGGCAUUCUACUUUCAUUUUGGUAAUUAAUAAUAAAAAGUAUUAAAGCAAUACUGCAACUUGGCUAUUAAAUAUGGCCCUAAGCUGUUGCACUGAUUGUUAUAUACACAUAAUAUGUCUCUUAUUAUCCUACAGAGACUUUGGAAUAUUCAGCAAUGUGCUUGACUAUAUUUUUGGUAUUUAUUGGGCUGUUAGUAAUGAAGUACACUAAUGAAAACAUAAAGCGACUGUAAUUUAGAGAUAGUAGAGAAUAGAAUAGAUGGAUUAAGAUUAUAGAUUAAGUGUUAGAGUAAUCUAUUGUUGUUAUUAAGUUUGAUCAUAAGUAAGAUUAAUUAAUACUUUAACAAAUAAAUGAUAUAUCAAAAAAAAGAUUGAAAAUUUAAAAUAAUAUCGAAUUAAGGGAGAUGCUUAGAAAUGUAUGAUGAUGAUUAUUCUUUAGAUGAUUAUAGAGAAUACACAUAUGGAGAGAGAGGAGAUCAAAUAGAAAAACUUGGAACAAGAGAUUAGAGAUCUCAUUAUAAAAAAUGAUCAAUAUAGAUUCAUUACCCAUUAAGUAGAUGUUCAAUCGAAUGUUUUGAAUAAGGAAUAUAAAGUGAAGUUGAUACAAUAAGUGUUAUAGGACGAAUACUGUGUAAUUGCAAUUUUUGAAUAAAAUUUAAAAAAUGAAACUCACAAACUCCAAUUAGAAGUCAGAUGUAAAGAAAAUAUCUUUUAAUUUUUAUUAAAGUAAUUCUUUUAAUAAAUGAAAACUGCAAGUACUAGGUUAAAAAUUCUCUACUCUAUGAUCAACUUUUAACAAAUUCGUUUAUUACUUAAUAAUAAUAAUGAAAAUCUUAAAUCUAUGUAAAGUUGGGUUUCGACAUCCUUAAUAAGGAAUUAGAUGAACAUAAUAUUUUCUAAGAAAGUCAAAGUUUCAAUAAAGAAAGAUUUGCAAGGGUUUGUAACUAACUAAGUUUAUCUAUUCAGUAUAUUAAUGAGUAUCUCAUAAAUCUUCGAUGAAUUUCAUCACAUGAAAAUUAAAGGAAAAUAAGUCCUUGAUGUUUAGAGAGUCAAAUUAACUUUGAUAGGAAGGAUGAAUGAUGCUCUGUCCUUUCAAAAGUUACUGAAACAAAACUUAAAUUUAAGCUAGUCAUUUACACAAAAUUAAAAGAUUAUUUUGAAGCAUCUCUAGAAAAUAAUAGCAAAUAAGAAGAUAGAGACUCAAGAGAAAAAUUAGUUACUAUCAAUAUAUUUAAACAAAUUUUUAUUAUGGGAAGGAUUUAGAGAAAAGCAUUUCAGUCUUAAGACAAAAGAGAUGAUACAUUUGUCUUUUGAAUUUGAAGUUUGA